Chionomys nivalis (European snow vole) is the source of this 3275-nucleotide messenger RNA. It is a transcript of the gene Togaram2, whose product is annotated as TOG array regulator of axonemal microtubules 2. The record is from RefSeq and is a predicted model, not a curated record. NCBI's taxonomy places the organism in Eukaryota, Metazoa, Chordata, Mammalia, Rodentia, Cricetidae. Gene Ontology annotation, cellular component: cytoplasmic microtubule; cilium. Gene Ontology annotation, molecular function: microtubule binding. Gene Ontology annotation, biological process: microtubule cytoskeleton organization. Bases 176 to 3157 code for a protein of 993 amino acids. The transcript is spliced from 20 exons.
GCCGCCUGACUGAUACCGGCAAGGAAACAGGGCUGCCCUGGGCUUGUUCCUGUCUGCUCCGCAGGGCCCUGGAUGUCACAGACCAGCACUCUUUGGACCCCCGAGGUCUGCACUCAGGGUCCAGGGACAACUGCCACCUCCAGACAGCCUGGUGGGCACCUUCCCCACCUAGGGCAUGGACACCCAUGAUGAUGUCCCUCCAGCCAAAGUUCUGGCUCCAGUGACUGUGAACUGUGGGAGUGUUCCUCGGACUAGUGCUGGGCUCCGAGUGCCCCCACCUGGAAGCAUCGACUCUAGUCUUCUCGCUUAUGGUGAAGCCUCUCUGCAGCCAGUGUCAAGUGUCCCGCUAAGUGGUGAGAAGCCAUCACAGCUCUUGAGUGGACACAAAGACCAGGGAAGCCGCACGUUGGAUGCUCCUUUGAAAGGCUGGCAGGCCAGGAAUGGCUACUCCAGGAACCUUGGCGCUCUGCCCUUGGGGCCCCACCCUGUGGUAGCUAUCCCCUCCUUGGAAUCAGAGGCCAGCAGUGUGGCCCGGGACACUAUCCAGAUUAAGGACAAGCUCAAGAAGAGGCGGCUUUCAGAAGGCAUGACAGCAUCUUCUCAAGUCUCUCUGGAUCCUGGGGGAGGCCCCAAAGGAGUUCCUCUGAGGAGUACCAUCCCCCGUACCACCUCACAGAGGCUUCUGAGGGUGGCCAGGCCAAUGCCUCCCAUCCAGAGCAUCCCCACCACCCCUGAGGCCAACGGUACCAAGGAGAAGGACCUGGACCCUCCUGGGAGCAGACAGCAUCUCCAGGACUCAGGAGCCAAUGGCCGGGGGGUACAGAUUUCCAGGCAAUACCUGCAUUGCCACGAUGAGAAGAUGCACAGGUCUCUAGGAGGCAUCGUGAUCCCGCCCAUUCCAAAGGCCCGGCCGCCCACAGGGACCUCUUCCUGCAUGCCCAGCUCCCUGCCCAGCCCCCUGGGUCCAGGCCAAGAUGUGCUUCCGGGACCAAGGGCCGCACAUACUCGGUUGACUUGCGAGAAUGGGUCUCUGGAGAAGACUCCUUCCUCUCUGGAGCCAAAGCCUUUGGUCCCAGGGGUCAAAGCCAAGUCUGUUGAAGACCCCUCUAAGUCCCUGGCUUCGUCACAGUCUGCCUCCACUCCGACAAUGUUCUCCUCUAGUGAUGCCAAAGAAGCCCACUUCCUGGUGAGCGGAGAAGACCAGAAGGAGUCCAGCGCCAAGGUCCAAUUCACCAUUUCUAAGUCGGCCCAGGAAAAGAUGCGGCUGAAGCACAUGAAGGAGAUGGAGCUACUUCGGAGGACAAAGGAGCCAGAACGGGAGCAGGAACUGGCUUCCCAGGGCUUGGGCACAUGGAGAACUUCAGCAAAGGAAGGCCUCCUUCCUUUGCGGGGCAGUGGAACCAUGUCUGUGCCCACUGGACUGAGCAGCCCACGCAGAAAUAAUGUCGGAGUCCUCUUGAGGAAGCGGGCCAACCGAGCUUCCCUGCCCAGCAUCCCUGUCAGCAAGCAGGAGCCUAGCUUUGCCCGCCAUGCAUCAGCUAACUCGCUACCCGCCGUGCUUACCCUGGGCUCUCCUGAAUGGGAGCAAGAGGAGGAGGAAGUGGACCUUCGAGCCUUCAGGGAGUUGAGGCCCUUCUCGAACCCAGAGCUGGAGCUGACAGAUGCCCUCCAGAGCCUCAACAGCAAUGACUGGCAAAUGAAGGAGAAGGGCCUGGCGAGCAUCCAGCGCCUGGCAGCUUGUCACUCGGAGGUCCUCGGUACCCGGCUGCACGACGUGUCCUUGGCAGUGACGGCAGAGGUCACCAACCUCCGCUCCAAGGUAUCUCGCCUGGCCAUCAGCACCCUGGGAGACCUCUUCCGGUCUUUGAAGAAGAGCAUGGACCAGGAAGCCGAGGAGAUUGCCCGGUGCCUUCUGCAGAAGAUGGGAAACACCAGCGAGUUCAUCCAGCGGGCAGCCAACCGAGCUUUGGGUGCCAUGGUGGAAAAUGUGACCCCUGCCCGUGCACUGGUGGCUCUCACAUCUGCGGGCGUCUACCAUCGGAACCCCUUAGUCCGGAAAUGUACCGCCAAGCAUCUCUCUGCUGUCCUGGAGCAGAUCGGUGCGGAGAAGCUGCUCUCAGGCUCCAGAGACAACACAGACAUGCUGGUGCACAACCUGGUGAGGCUGGCACAGGACUCUAACCAAGACACCAGGUUUUAUGGUCGGAAGAUGGUGAAUAUCUUGAUGGCAAAUGCAAAGUUUGAUGCAUUUCUGAAGCAGUCUCUCCCGUCUCAUGACCUCCGGAAAGUCAUGGCGGCCAUCAGACAGCGGGGAAUACAAGACAAUCAUGAACUUCCAUCUGCCAAAGGCCGCAAGGUGUUGAAGAGUUUGGUGGUGUGUGAGAACGGAUUGCCUACUCAGGAGGGUGGUGUGGAGAUGGCAGAGCAGCUACGGGAGCUGACCAGGCUGCUGGAGGCCAAGGAGUUCCUGGCUCGGAUGGAAGGCAUCGGGAAGCUCCUUGAAUACUGCAAGGCCAAGCCAGAGCUCAUUGCUGCCAACCUCGUCCAGGUCUUUGAUGCUUUUACUCCAAGGCUUCAGGAUCCCAACAAGAAAGUGGGCCAGUGGGCCCUGGAGUCCCUUGCGCAGAUGGUUCCGCUCUUGAAAGACAGCAUACAUCCCAUGCUGCUCUCAGUCAUCACUGCGGUCACAGACAACCUCAACACUAAGAACUCCGGGAUUUCCACGGCUGCCUCCACUGUGCUGGAUGCCAUGAUUGACAGCCUGGAUCACCUUUGCCUCCUGCAAGCCUUCGCCGGUCGUGUGCGUUUCCUGAGCGGGCCUGCAGUGCUGGAGGUCACAGAACGCCUCUCGGUGCUGGUGGCCUCAGUGUACCCCCGAAAGCCUCAGGCCGUGGAGCGGCACAUCCUUCCUGUUCUCUGGUACUUCCUGAACAAGAUGAGUGGCAACGGUGUGCUGCCGGGACGUGGUGGGAACGUCCGCACGGUGGUGUGCAGGCUGGCUGGAAGCCUCCAGGAGCAAAUGGGGUCCCGCCUGCAGGACUUCGCUGCCAAUCAGCCCCAACAUGUCCUCAAGAUGCUCCAGGGACUUGUAGACUCUGACUCUCUGGGUGGCAAUGACAAGGUUGCCAGUGGAGGAACGCCCCCUGACAGCAGAUGACUAGAACCACUGCCCACAGCAGCCGGGUUAGAGAUGGGUCUGAAGUGGGAAAUUAUCAUUUUUUUACCUUAUUUUAUUUUUAUGAUCGAGUCACCUCAUGGCCUACUCUCCUCAUUAG